Molecule: messenger RNA, 453 nt
Organism: Fusarium venenatum
Lineage: Eukaryota; Fungi; Ascomycota; Sordariomycetes; Hypocreales; Nectriaceae
Source: RefSeq, a predicted model, not a curated record
AUGCACCUGUCGAUCAAAAUUCCCCUACCCUCUCUCAAAAGGUGGCCUUGCAUCACUGGCGAGAACGCUCAUGACAGCGCGCAUAUCACCGCAAUUGAGCCCCCUCACGAGGAAGACACCUUUGAAGAAAUCGCCAACAUCAGCGACGAAGUUGAGUCUCGCCAUGACUCCGAUGACGAAGUCCCCUACCCUGAAAGCCCAAUCACCUACAACGGCGGCCAGUACCUCGACGUAGAAGACUACUUCUACCAUAACGACGGAAAAUACUUCGAAAAGGCCUUGCGACCGGAGAAGAAGCCGAAGCCUCCUCAGCCAAAGAUGGACGACUACCUCUUGAACGAACUGCACAUCGCCAUACACGGAGAGAAGGACCCAGAGGUCAUCAAGAUGGAGAGCUACGUCAACGAAAUCAACAACCAGUCUGACGCGCCUCUGCAGCCCAAGGAUCCUUAG